AUGAGUGUGAUUCUUUGUACAGGUAUGUCACCUUCCCGCAUUUUGAUAACAUCCAUCAAUGCAGCUAACUGGCUGUCCAUGCUGGGUUUAGCGGGAUAUGACCAUAUUAUUCGAUUCUGGGAGGCCCUAUCAGGCAUAUGUUCCCGCACCAUCCAGCACCCAGAGUCCCAGGUCAACCGGCUAUGCAUCACUCCAGAUAAGCGUUUUGUGGCCGCUGCAGGCAGGCAUCGAGUGUACCUUUACGAUAUCCGAUCUACAAACCCAAAUCCAGUCAUGAAGUUCGACGGACAUACGAAUAAUAUCACCGGCGUCGCGUUCCACUGUGAAGGAAAGUGGAUGGUGACCAGCUCCGAGGACUGCACGGUGAAGGUGUGGGACGUUAGGUCUGGGACACUACAGAGAAAUUAUACUCACAAAGCCCCUGUGAAUGAUGUGGUUAUUCAUCCCAACCAAGGUGAAUUGAUUAGCGGAGAUGGCUCUGGCUUUAUCCGAGUCUGGGAUCUGGGUGAAAGCAGAUGUACCCACCAACUGAUACCCGAGGAAGAUGUGUCCGUGGCUAGUGUUAGCGUUGCCAGUGAUGGAUCUUUACUGUGUGCUGGAAAUAACAAGAACCAAGAUGAAACAAGCAUUGUCCCCGUUGCGACCUUCCAAGCGCAUAAGGACUAUCUGACUAGAGUGCUACUCUCGCCAGACGUCAAGCAUUUGGCAACCUGCUCAGCAGAUCAUACAGCCAAGGUCUGGUCUUUGGAUCCAGAAUAUGGGCCAGCAAAAAUGGCCGCUGCCGCCAGGGAGAAGGCAGCCAAGGAAGCCGCCCAAAAGACUCCUGGACCUGCUUCUGCGGCUACUUCUGUUACUGCUUCUCCAAACGGACAAAAAGGUGAAGCCAUAAAGACACCACCCAAGACCCGAACAGAAUGGAAUGGAAAGGGAUCUCCAGCCAGCGGUUCAAUCAUCGCAUCUGGCGGGAGUACAGAAAUAUCUGCCUCAGAACUUACCCAGAACGAUAGCUUUGUUUCGGAUCAGCCAUUUUCUUCUUUUCUUGAUGGACCACCUAUGGACCAUACCACAAAUACGCUUUUCCUGGAAACUACACUAGCCAGUCAUCAAAGGUGGGUAUGGGACUGUGCCUUCUCGGCUGACUCUGCAUACCUGGUUACAGUGUCUAGUGAUCACUGUGCACGUCUAUGGGAACUUUCGUCCGGGCAAAUCAUCCGACAAUAUCAAGGUCAUCAUCGUGGUGCGGUCUGUGUUGCCCUGAAUGAUUACUCCGAGCCGCGGUAA
This is a messenger RNA of Trichophyton verrucosum HKI 0517, 1281 nucleotides long. RefSeq lists its product as uncharacterized. Gene Ontology annotation, biological process: TOR signaling; regulation of actin cytoskeleton organization. The transcript has 3 exons. Lineage: Eukaryota; Fungi; Ascomycota; Eurotiomycetes; Onygenales; Arthrodermataceae. Gene Ontology annotation, molecular function: protein binding. Gene Ontology annotation, cellular component: TORC1 complex; TORC2 complex. The record is from RefSeq and is a predicted model, not a curated record. The coding region runs from base 1 to 1281 and encodes 426 amino acids.